AUGGAAGAGGGACUUGCAAAUAUAGGUUCAGAAACGCUGCACUUCUUCUCCAUCACUUUCUACAGUGACAUACGCCAGAGGUUGGAACUUGGAGCUAUAAUUUCCACUGCUACUAUAAUGAAUAUACCACAUGGUAUCAUCUCUGUGAGUGAUCACUUUAUCUCAUUUCUCCACCAUACAAUUCACAACACUUAA
Molecule: messenger RNA, 195 nt
Organism: Sphenostylis stenocarpa
Lineage: Eukaryota; Viridiplantae; Streptophyta; Magnoliopsida; Fabales; Fabaceae
Source: the annotation of a GenBank genome assembly